UCUUUCUGUCGCCCUGUCUUUCUGUCUGUCUCUGUCUCAGUGCACUUGAGGUGUCUAUAUUUUAGCAAAGACGAAUCUAGGCAACUCCAGCCCGAGUCUUAACUUAUUUCGGAGCAAACAGUAUACCGAGGGGGAGGGUGCCAGGUGGGAGCAGAGGACCCUGAGCUGUUUGCGCACAGCGACAGGCGGGGACGGCCGUGGAACCUGAGUUCCGCGUACUUACGGAGGCGACCCACGCCGCGAGGCCGCCGGGGCAGAGGCGGUGCCGGCCCGGUCCCCUGGGAAAGAUGAGCGGCCCGGGCGCCAGGUCCAGCCACUUGUCGCAGCCGGUGGUGAAGAGCGUGCUCGUGUACCGCAACGGGGACCCGUUCUUCGCGGGGCGCCGCGUGGUCAUCCACGAGAAGAAGGUGUCCAGCUUCGACGUGUUCCUGAAGGAGGUGACGGGCGGCGUCCAGGCGCCCUUUGGGGCCGUCAGGAACAUCUACACGCCGCGCACUGGCCACCGCAUCCGCAAGUUGGACCAGAUCGAGAGCGGCGGCAACUACGUGGCCGGGGGCCAGGAGGCCUUCAAGAAGCUCAAUUACUUGGACAUAGGAGAAAUGAAGAAAAGACCAAUGGAAGUUAUUAACACAGAGGUAAAACCAGUAUCACACAGCAGGAUCAAUGUGUCAGCGCGCUUUAGAAAACCGCUCCAGGAACCCUGCACAAUCUUCUUGAUUGCGAACGGAGACCUCAUAAGCCCCGCUUCCCGCCUCCUCAUCCCCAGGAAGGCCUUGAGUCAGUGGGAUCACGUACUACAAAUGGUCACGGAAAAAAUCACUCUCAGGAGUGGGGCUGUCCACAGACUUUAUACUUUAGAAGGAAAGCUUGUUGAGAACGGGGCGGAGUUGGAGAACGGACAAUUUUAUGUGGCUGUCGGCAGAGAUCGGUUUAAGAAAUUGCCUUACAGUGAGCUGCUUUUUGACAAGUCCACCAUGAGGAGGCCUUAUGGUCAGAAAGCCUCUUCACUGCCUCCUAUUGUAGGAUCCAGGAAGUCUAAAGGGAGCGGAAAUGAUCGCCAGUCUAAGUCAACAAUCAGAUCCAGCGACAACUCAUCUCCUCAGCCUCCGAAGAGGAAAGGGAAGAAAGACGACGGGAAUUCAGAAAAAGCCACCAAAGCGAAACAAAACGUAAAGUCGAAGAAUUCACAGCAAACAAUUCUUAACAGCGUAAUAGAUGAAGGCAUUUUCAAAGCUGGAGCAGAGAGGUCUGAGAUGCGGGGGGCAGCAGAAGUCCAGGAAGAUGAAGACACCCAGGUUGAGGUUCCAGUCGACCAGAGACCAGCAGAAAUAGUUGAUGAGGAAGAAGAUGGAGAGAAAGCAGACAUGGAUGCAGAGCAGAAAGAAGACCCUUUGAGGGUGAAUGGUGAAGCUGCGGAUGAAGGAGGCAGGGAUGCUCCUGAUACCCCUGAGCACAGCGAGGAGGCGGCCAGUCCUGCCCGUGUAAAUGGAGGAACUGAUGAAGAAAAUGGGGAGGAGCUAGGCCAGGUUAAAAAUGAGCUUCAGCCACCAGUGGAUGAGGAACAAAAGUCUCCAGGAGCUGGCAGUGGACAGGAUGAGGCUGAUUUAGACCCUCAAGGACCACCAAGACCAGAAGUAAAAAUCACAAGUCCUCAAGAAAAUGAAAACAAUGAACAAAAUAAGGACUACGCUGUUGUGGCAUAGAUGAUUUUUAAAAAGCUAGUAAAUGGAUAUAAGAAAAUGAAAGGCUGUAAUACUUGAACAAUAAGCGCAGUCAUUGCUGAACGUAACAUGACAACAGGAUUGAAUUCUACUUGUUGAAUUUACAAAUAGAAGCCUGAGGGAAAGACUAGAUAACUUUUAGCAGCUACUAAAGGAGAAUGACUUAUUUUUGUGGCAUGUAUUUUUGAAAGUUGAAGAAUUAAGUAAAAAGGACAGAGGAGGACUUGCCCUGGAAGACAAUUGGCCAUUUAUGCUUUUAAGCAUAAAAAAUAGGAUCAGUCCUAGUGCAUACUUUAUUAUAAAUUUAGAAGUAAGAUUAUUCAAUGGCAGUUCAUUGUAAAGCAUUUAUCUGAAAUAGCGUAGAAUUUUAAAGAAUUGGUGAUAGGCUAACAUGUAUUAUUUCCUUAAAGCAAUAAACUUGAAUGAACAAAUUGCAGCGGUUUAGCUUUAGAGAUAAUUUGGAGAUAGCAAUAGAUCGAAAUGUUUCCAUAACUUUGUCCACAUUCUUUUCCUCUUUUCUCUUUAGCCAAAAUCCACUUUACAUGAGCUAGCAAGACAAUGUAGUGUUCACGUUGGCUACAGGAAAUAUUUCUGCAGAGGACUAGUGAUUAACGUCAUGCCUUCCCUGAUGCGCUUUUACACUCUGCCUCGUGACUGCAAGAGGGCACACUCAGGAAGUGGGGAUGAAGGAACUCCUGGUCAUGUUACUGGCUGGAUGGUUUGCAAAUUCUAGAAAUCCUAUGGAUUUUCAUAGAUCCAGUCUACUUGUACCAAUAAUUUUAAAAAGAGAAGCCUAUGGGAAAGAAUAGAUAACUAUUCAACUAGAUAUCUUUUUCUUUUCCCUCAUGUUAUUGUAAUAGAAAAUUUGAUAUUAGUUAUUCCAGAGAUUGAAUUCUUGUUUUUUGUUUUUUUAAACAGAGAAAAGACAAUGUAAUAGGAAGGGGAAAAGGGCAGUAAGAGGAGUUUGUGACUGUCCAAUUUCACUUGCUUUUUGUUCUAUUUCUAUGAGGGCUAUCCUGUGAUAUUUUUGACUCUGGAGAUGUCAGCACACAUUUUCAUAGCUGAUUAUAUUUAGUCUUUCCAGCAGAUUCCUUCUUAUAUAAUUUAAAGCCAGAUGAUAGAAAUUGGUGAAAAAAAAUUAAAAAUUGGUGUAAUGAAACCAUUUCCUGAUUGCCACUUUGUAGACUGGUUAAUAAUUUACUUUUGCCUUGUGAGGUAUAUAUGGGAAAAAUGUAAUUGCAUUAGUUUGGUGAUUAUUAAUAGAUACUGUGUCUUUCUUGCUUGAAUACAGAAAUAAUAUAUUUUUCUCACAUUAAAGAAUAUAUUUUUAAUUAUGUAGAAGCUGUAUGAAAAUUUUAACUUUUAGUGCUUGUAUAAGACUAUUAAUCAUAAAUUUAAAGGACUUUUUCUCUUUCACAGCCAGCUUUUGAAAUCAGAAUAGUUGGUGGUUAUAUAAAGCACUUAACAAUACUAUAGAAAAUAGAUGUAUUUUUCCUAGCAGCUAUUUUAAUAUUUUACACAAAUAGGAAGUAUGAAUAGAGAUCAUAAUGUAACAGUAUUUGAAAGAGCGUAAUGAUUUAUUAAUCUAGGAAAUCAAUUGUAAAUGAGCAUUAUAUUUUUGGUGGAAAAUCUAGACUCUACUUUCUGCCAGCAGGCUUACAUUUUCAAGUGGACAAUAGGAAGUACUGUGUACAACAAGCAGCCAUCUUGUGUGGUGCAAGAAAUAGGCCAGCUGGGCUUUUAAUGUUAAAUUCCAGUGCUACUAUUAGUCUGUGGUCAGUGAUUUUGAAUAAUUUAUAAAAGUAAGUGGUUAACUAUAAGGAAUUUUAGCUGUCUCCAGGUGAUUCUUUUUUCUUUCUUUAAUGGAGAAUUUCUCACUCUUUCUCUUUUUUUCUUUCAUAAUUUUUCCUUUUUCCUUCUUGUUCUUUUCUUCAUUACAAUAUGAAUCUUAGGUUGUAAAGAGCUCCUGGUGAGUCACUUUAAUGAAGCACAACAUGGAUAUCAUACAGGAAAAUAAAGUUUGAAUUUGAUUAUACUUCAAGAAGUUUAUAGGUCACAAUAAUUACAUCAAAAAUUUUAAAUGGUGAUGUGUUCUUUUCUUUUUUGUACAUACCUGUUGAUGGAAAGAAAUUGUGACCUACCAUGAGGGAAAGAAAAACAAUUUACCAGUUUAACACAUCAGCAAAACUGUAAAUAAAUGACAUAGGUAAUCCAAGCAAGCAAGAAAUCAUGUACAGAGAAUUAAAAUUGUGGACAUCACUUUGGAGAUGACUUUAACAUAAAUGAUGAAAGCCAGUUCAUCCCCCAGUGUGGUAGUUCUCUCUGUGGGAUGGCGGUCUCUAUGGCAGGCUAGCUGACAGAUUUGGGAACGAUUUAUAUGAGCUAAUGGAAGAGAUCUUGGUUAGACUUCAUGUACUGUUUUGUAUAGAGAAGGUGCUAUGUACAACUUAUGUCGCUUUCACGUAAUAACCAAAUAUAAUGCUUUGAGACAUUAGUUUUUGUGAUGCUGUACAUGUAGGUUUCCUAGUUUUAAUUUUGUGUAACUACUUUAUUAAAUUUAUUUGGAUUUUUAAGGCACUUGUAAUCAACUGAUUUGUUAGCAGAAUUGGAACAUUAGGAGUUUUGCAGAGCAAAUAAAAGACUAUAACUAAAGUCAUUUUUAGGCUGCAAAUAUUUCAUUUCAGUUUGCUGGCUUAGCUUCUGUGAAAAUAGCUAUCGAAUGCCCAUUGACUUCUGGGUAUACAGUAUAGUACUAUGACCAAGGAAAACUUUUACACAUUGUUUUUCUCUGUGUUCAUAGAAUGAUUUUUCAUUUAAGAUUUUUUCCUUAGAACUUUUUGGGACUAUGAUAAAGCCAGGCUCAUAGGUAAGAUAUGAUCUUUCCCUACCUCUUGCUUUAUUCUGAAGGUGAUUAGUCUUGCCAUAGUGGAUAAAGGUAAGACAUUCCUUAUACAUGGCUCAGAUCAGUCAGGUGUCAGUCAGUUGGGAAGCUGGAUCAAUUAACAUGGAGUUAUUAAUGCUAACACUUGCAGUGUAUAAUUCAUCAACUAGCAUCUCACAGUUUUCAUUGGACGACCUGCUUAUAUACAAAGGAUGAGAUCAUUCACUUAGAAAAAUAACUUGAGUAUUUGAAAUUGAGGCUGCACAACAACAGGAAGGCUCUCUUUUUCUAUUAAACAACUCCCCUGAAGAAUUAGUUUCACAUUUUGUUUGCUCAACAGGUAGCAAAACCAAAGUUAAAUAUGUAGAUUAAUUGCUCAACAGAAAGCAUCACAUCUGAGCCAUUGCCAAGCUGAACGGAAAUACAGUACAUAGAUGAAUAUCCAGUACUUACAUGGAUGUACUCAGGCACUUUAAACAUUAAAAAGGCCUCUUUAGACACAGCGUUAUUAAUAGAAUACAGCUCUUUGGGUUGAAGCUGAAAGAAGCAAUGUAUAAAAACAUGCGGCAAAAUGCUAAGAAAUGACAUGUGUUAUGGUGCUUUAAAUAUUGGUUCUAGAAGACCUUAAGAGAUGUAAUUAUUUUUCUCAAAAUAAGAAAGUUAUCAGCAUUUUAGUGAGGAAAUGCAUUUUAGGGAGGAAUGUUAGAACACUUUUAAAGUCUCAUUAAAAAUUAGACAUACCUACCUUGUUUGAGGUGAUUUCAGAGCAAUUUCUGGCAUCUACAGUACUGCACACUUUAGAUGCAGAAUAUUUCAUACCAACACAGGUCCUGUCAAAAGGUUAAUCACUUGGUGAAUGUGAGUGGGCAGAAUUUUCUUGAAUAUACCUGGGACUCCUCUUGGUCCUAGGUAGCCACAAAUAGAUUGAGUUGAGCCAUUUUUUUAUAUAACAGUGCAGGAGCAUUUUACCUUUCUUGUAUGAACGCAGUGUCUUGGAUUGGGAUCAUUUUUUUAAAGUUAGCUUGAUUUUCAAAGGCAAUGAGCGCAUGCAGUUCUUUGUUAUUGAAUAGAGUUUUUACAAAUACUGAAGAUUUUUGCUUUAAAAAUUCUUUGUGUGGAUGGGUCUGCAGUUUAUUCUUCCCACAUGAAACUUUUAUAGUUCUUCUUGUGAAGUUUGAGUGACAGAUGGAGAAUGAAAGAGGGUCCCUAUGUGUUGAUGAGGAAAAAAUAAUAUUGCUUUUGAUGAGGCAUAACAUCUGGAGGAGAAGGGGGAUUAGGAAAGAAUUAAAAAAUGUCUGGAUAACAAUAAAGAAUUUAUGAAAUCAGGAGGUAACUAAUGGAACUCCAUUGACUUAAACCAACAGUGAUUUAGCUUUAAUCUGUGAAUGGGACUAAAUGAAUUCUCUGCAGUUUCAUCAGUUGGAACCAUACAGAUUAAUUGAGUGUUUCAGUUAUUGCUACAAAUGUAAUGACCUAUGGGGAAAGGGAGGGACUGUAGUUGAUUUUAGAAGUCUGGAGAAAGCCUAUUUUGUUGUUCUGCUUCAUUGUUUGCCUUGUGUCUUAAAUCUUCAAUAUGUGCAGUAAUACUGUGUGAUUAUUGAUGUUAUAAGUGAAGAUUAAGUUGAGCUCAUUGUUUUUAUAUGAUUUGUUAUGUUUAGAAUGUCUGCUCAUAAAGAAAAUUGUGUUUUUAGCAAAUUAUGAGCAUUUAGGUUUUACUUCUGUAUUAGUGCAUACUCUAAAAUGCCAAAGUUUACUGUAUCUUGUGAGUAAAUAGAUCUGCAUUUUGUGUAAUUAAAUUGUACUUGGAUGGUUUAUGGUUUGCUUAUGAUGCUGUGUUGCUAAUAUUUCACGUAUUCAUACUUUUUAUGGCACUUCUCAUGGACACAGUAGAAACACUUGACUUAUACAGAAAUUUAGUGAAAGAUACUUCUGUUUCUAUUUAGCAGAAAUUAAGCUUCAUUAUGCAUUUUUUAGUUUUAUGUGCAUGUUGUUUCUUUGAUAAAGUGCAGGUAUAUUUAAACAUUAUUUUCUUUUAUGAAAUAUUCUCAUAGAAGCACAGGUCAAACUUUUUAAAAUAAAUAAAGGUAUCUUUAAAAACAAACACUAGAUCAUGUAUCCAUUACACUCAUUUUGUAUACAUACAUCCCUGGGAAUAAAUUCAAAAUUUUACAAAG
This is a messenger RNA of Chinchilla lanigera (long-tailed chinchilla), 6776 nucleotides long. It is a transcript of the gene Dcdc2, whose product is annotated as doublecortin domain containing 2. Gene Ontology annotation, biological process: dendrite morphogenesis; regulation of cilium assembly; cilium assembly. NCBI's taxonomy places the organism in Eukaryota, Metazoa, Chordata, Mammalia, Rodentia, Chinchillidae. The coding region runs from base 288 to 1703 and encodes 471 amino acids. Gene Ontology annotation, cellular component: kinocilium; microtubule organizing center; microtubule. The record is from RefSeq and is a predicted model, not a curated record. The transcript has 11 exons.